Molecule: messenger RNA, 1565 nt
Organism: Caenorhabditis auriculariae
Lineage: Eukaryota; Metazoa; Nematoda; Chromadorea; Rhabditida; Rhabditidae
Source: the annotation of a GenBank genome assembly
AUGACCGAACAGGAAAAAUCAAACACCUUUUAUUACAUGUUUUUGGUGAUUGCCUUUGUGCUGGCAUGUCUAUUCACCAAAUUGGGAUUCUACGUGAAGAUGUUCUUCUUCGGACUGUGUCUCGUUUUUGGAGGACUCGUUGGGGGAUUCGUUUCGGUUCCUUUCGGCAAGAGUCCUCAAAACCAUUUGUGAGUCCUUUUUUCGGUAAAAAAUUUUCGGCAGUUUCUUAAAACCUUGAACUCGAAAAAAGUCAUGUUUUCAGCCGCAUGUUCAAAAUUUUCCAAACUUUCUGCAUGCCGUUGGGCAUUUCAAUCGACGUGAGACACCACGAAAGGCUCAAAUCCAACGAGCCAUUCAUCAUUAUUGCCAACCAUCAAAGCUGUCUCGACGUUUUGGGUUUGUUAGAAUGAUUUAAUCUUGAAAAAAGGUAUACUUUUAGUUAUGACUCACGUUUGGCCGAAAAACUGUGUUGUCAUGCUCAAGAGCAGUUUGAAAUGGCUUCCUGGAUUCAAUCUUUGCGCCUACAUGUGCGAGUCAAUUUAUAUCAACCGCUUUAGCAAGGUAAAUUCCGGCAAAGGAAACAAUCUGAACUUUUUUUUUCAGGAGAAAGCCCACAAAACUGUCGACACAACUCUUGCUGAAAUUCUCGAUAAGAAGGUAGGAGGCAUUGGAAACGCCAAGUCAAUUUGCUAAUUUUUCUUCAGAGAAAGGUGUGGAUGUACCCGGAAGGCACUAGAAACUCGGAACCUCAGAUGCUUCCGUUCAAGAAAGGCGCUUUCCUCCUCGCUAAGCAAGCCAAGGUAAGACAUCCCAUUAGAAUGAAUCGAUUUGUUUUAUUAGUUGUUAUUCAUUAGCCGUUAUUCAGUUUUCGAUUAGUUAUAUUUUGUGAAAUAUGAUUUUUAUUUGCUUCUCGCUGUGACUGCCUAAAUUAUUUUCCAAUGAUUUUUAUUGUCUCAAAUAUUUCAAAAAAUUUACCUGUAAUAUAUUUAGUGUCCUGUCGUCUGCUGCGCCUUCUCUUCGUACAACAAUUUUUACAACCAUGUGAGUUUUAUAUAUUUUUAUAAGUUUCGUUUCCCUGAAAAAAUAACGUUUUAUUCCAAUCAAUAAAUGUCAAUAUAAUUGUACAUAAGAAGUUUUCGGUAAAAAGAGUUUGACAGCGCGAGGAUAAAUAAAUUUCUUGUUCCUGAAAAAAAUACUCCUGAAUUUCAUUAUGUCUACUGGAUAUCGAAAUAUCAAAAAUUCAUCUCUUCGAAUUGGAUUUUUUUUAUAGACAAUAAAUCUAAAACUUAGGUUUUUUUCAAAUAUAGUUCAAAUUUCAGAAAGUAAUCAAAUUUUUCGUUUUCUUCAUUUUUUUAGUUAAUGAUGAAAAAGUAAUUUUUUUUACCAAACAUUGAGCUGAAAUAAAAAAGUUUCAGGCCGAGAAACGCUUCGAUUUCGGCGGAAAAGUGAUCGUUGACGUUCUUCCGCCCGUGGACAGCGAGCAGUUCGAAGACGUCGACGAUCUUUCUAAGCACUGUUACAAACUGAUCCAAGAGAGGAGGGAGCAGCUCGACAAGGAGUUGUAA